AUGAUGAGAGGUUGUAAACGAGUAGUGACUGAGGCUCUACCAUCCAUUUCUAGACAAACCAAAUCUGUUCUACCAUCUUAUAACUUUCAGCAGUUAAGGAGUACAGUCAUAGUUAAAAGAAGACAUGAACCAGGCUUGGCUAAAAUUGGCAGCAAUCCCAAAAUCAGGACACGUCAUCUGAUUUAUGAUUUCUGUGAAAGAGUUCAUAGUAAUCCACUUCCACCUAUACAAUGUAUUUUGAAAGAAAAUAUUCUUGGACUUGGAGUAGAAGGAGAAUUAGUAACAGUAUCUAGGAAAAUGUUUAGAAACAGUUUAUACCCCAGACAAAAAGCUGUGUAUGCUUCACCAGAAAAUCUGGCAGAAUAUCAAACUGUUGAAAAGGAUAAAACUGGAAAGAAGAAAGUUACCAAAUUCUCCAUGACUACAUCUGCUCGAUUAAAGAAGUUAUAUUUGCCGGUUCCAAUGAGUGGAGACAACAAAUGGACUUUAAACAAAGAUCAUAUUAGACUAGCUCUUAGAAAAGUGGGUGUUGAAGCUGAACAAGAUACAAUAACACUGCUCCACUCAUCAAUCACAGAACCACAAGAAUUUAAAUUUGAAAUUUCUGUUAUGGGAUUGGAUCCAAUAACAGUUGAUGGUCAUAUUUACUUAGUAUAUAAAAAUGCAGCCAAAAAUAUGGCUGCCUUGGACCUCCCACCUGUCUGGAAGACCACAGUAAAGAAGCCCAAAGACAGUGAUCAAUUGGAAGCGGAAG
Messenger RNA from Lottia gigantea (owl limpet), 754 nucleotides. RefSeq lists its product as hypothetical. The transcript has 7 exons. The annotation marks the transcript as partial. Gene Ontology annotation, biological process: translation. Lineage: Eukaryota; Metazoa; Mollusca; Gastropoda; Lottiidae. Gene Ontology annotation, molecular function: structural constituent of ribosome. Gene Ontology annotation, cellular component: ribosome; mitochondrion. The record is from RefSeq and is a predicted model, not a curated record.